AAUUCAUCUGUUAUAAGGUCCAUUUUAAUUAUGCACUUCCAAUAAGAUACUCUAAUUUAUUAAGGGAGAUCUCAAUCUUCCCAUUCAAUACAAAAUACAGCAAGCAAAGCACUUCUCUCAUUCUAUAAAAACAUAAUCCCAAACAACACAACUUCUCUCUAACGAAAAAAAAUUCUCCUCUUUCCCCUUAUAAAAUAGUUUCUUUAUAUUUAUUUUCCUUGUUCAUACUCUUACAAUGGAAUAUCACAAAGAGAAGAAGACUGGACCAUGGCUAUCUGUGCCACAAUUUGGACAUUGGGAUCAAAAGGGUGUCUACCCUGACUACUCAAUGGAUUUUUCUAAAAUAAGAGAAAAUAGGAAACAAAACAAAAAGGACUUAUCAAGAGCAAGUUUUGGAAAUGAGAAUGACCUCAUUUUCUCUACCAAAAGUGAUGCAAAUUCAGUUUACUUUCCCAACAGUAAUGAUCAUCAUUACCAUCAGAACCAAUCUUCAACUAGGAUGAGAAGGAUCUUUAGAUAUUUCAGUUGCUGUGGAAAAGCUUGAAGUUCAUGGAAUUGAUUUCUUCCAAUUUCCUUGUAAAGAAAAUCUAGCAAAUUUGUGAUUUCUACCCAAGUUUUGAGUGACUUUUAUAAAAAAUAGGAAAAUGUAAUGAAUUUUGGAAAUUGUGGUGAUUGCUUCUUACCAUCCUUU
Solanum tuberosum (potato) is the source of this 691-nucleotide messenger RNA. RefSeq lists its product as uncharacterized. Lineage: Eukaryota; Viridiplantae; Streptophyta; Magnoliopsida; Solanales; Solanaceae. The record is from RefSeq and is a predicted model, not a curated record. The coding region runs from base 236 to 544 and encodes 102 amino acids. The transcript has 3 exons.